Vairimorpha ceranae is the source of this 449-nucleotide messenger RNA. RefSeq lists its product as hypothetical. NCBI's taxonomy places the organism in Eukaryota, Fungi, Microsporidia, Nosematidae. The transcript has a single exon. The record is from RefSeq and is a predicted model, not a curated record. The annotation marks the transcript as partial.
AUGAUUUAUUACAAGGACAAUUUGCCAAUCCAGAAAACAUCGCUUUUUUACAGACAAGUGAUCAUGGUAUAUCAGAUUAUGAUAUUCAUAACUUAAGAACUGAUUAUAUAAAUAAACCAAAUAAUUUUCUUAUAAAUACACAAUUUGGUUGUUAUAAUUCAUUAAUGAUUAUGAAUUCCGAAACUGGUUCUUUUUUAAAUGGCGUUUACAAAAAUGAUAACAACGUGGAAAAUAAAGAAAAAAAAUUUAAAACUAGCAAAGUAUCUAACAUACAAACAAAUGGCAAUGAAAUUACUUUGAAAUCUAAAAUAAAAAGAAACACUAAUAAAACAAUUCUAAAAAAUCAAUUUACAGCUAAUGAGCGUAAACUCUUUGACUGGUAUAAAAUCAAUAUAUAUUUUAUAAGAAAAUUUUGUAAACCGAUCAUUAAAAAAAAAUACCACGAUUAA